AGGAGGUAGAUCUGUAAAAUCUAUCCACACACAAAAAGCUAAGAACUGCUCUGGAGGGAGGGCACUCUGCCUUGAAAUAGGGACUGAACAGCCUCACAAGGGCAUGCAGCUGGGGUGCUUGUUGCUGUUUUGUUCCCGGAAAACGAGAACUGCCAGCAAUCCUCUGGCAUCUGAAUAGACUCGUGUCAGACAAACUGUAUCUGGACUUGAUGGGAAACCAAGCUGGAAUACCAAGCAGCCCUUCGAUCUGCUGGCAGAGAGGGGGACUGGCUCAGUAAGUAAUCCUGCCUUGCAGUUGCAAAGGUACUCCAUAAAGGAGUGAGCCCUCUCGCUGCACAGCCCUGCAAGACACGCCUGCCUGGGCUGUCUCUGUCCUCAUUCCUUCAAACCAGUUCCAACAAUAACAGCAACUCCUGCGUGCAACUGCCUCAUUAGAGAGAUGUAUUUUCCCUUUUUCCACUGAGGGAUGAAGCUUCCAAAUCCUUGUGAUGUGAGCAGGUGAGGAUGUCUGCUGACAAGUCCAAAUGAUAUUUUCAGGUGUUCUACUGAUCUUGGCACUAACAGAAGAGCUGGUGUUUUCUGCUCAGGUACUGUCUCCCACUGUCUCCUCCUCUCAGGGCUUCCCAAUGAACACUACAACUAUCACAGCCAUGGGAACAACACCUCACCACAAAGACCACCACACGGCAGAGCCCCUUCCCAUGUCUGCUCAAGCCAUGUCCCACCCCAUCAGCCUGGUGGAGGAAGCCCCUUCCACUGGGCAAGAGCAAGAGAGUGGCCCUCGCAUCGGCGAAAAGGAAACUUACCAUUUGUACAACCAGAGUGCUUUGUACUCAGGACAGUCUCGCCCCAAGGGGAAAAUAUUCCAGGUUUUCAAAGACAACUUCUCAGAGUCAACAGAGCCUUACCUAAAGACGACCCUGCACUCUCCCUUCCCUACCCUGAGGAGCCCUUUCACAGACCACCCAUUUCAGUCCCAGACCACAGCAUCCAGUGAUCCAAAUGGAAUGGGGCUGGCAAGAACUACACACUCAGACCCUUCUCCCCACCGCACCUCGGGAAGCCGUAGGGAAGCAGAGCGAGGGGAUGGGACCGAGGCAGUAGUGCAGGAGGCAGAUUUUGCCACCACAACUGCUGGACCAUCAACUGAUCCUGAAGCAGUGUCGGUGCCUUUUAAGCCCACCCGCUAUGGCGUGUGGGAUAUGCUGAGCAAAAACAACUCUUGGGUAACCUUGAAUCUCAGUACAAAUGUCCCUCUGUUUGCUGGCUCUGGAUCUGCUACAGCAGCAGCUGGUCACUCAGUUCAGACCAGUUUUGAUGUCAGCAUCUCGUCCCCGGCAGCGAGAGACCCUGAGGGGCUCACUCCAACGCAGCACAGCGCGGUGACCAAUGUCACAUCACCGGGCAGUGCUCUCUCCUCAGUGCCUGCCACGAGGUUGUCCAGCUCCACCUCCACAGCUGGCUCCACCGCCACUGGGAACUUCCUGAAUAGACUGGUUCCUGCCGGGACCUGGAAACCAGGUGUGCAAGGAAACAUCUCCCAUGUGACUGAGGGGGACAAACCCCAGCACAGAGCAACCAUCUGUCUCAGCAAGAUGGACAUUGCCUGGAUCAUUCUGGCUAUCAGCGUCCCUAUAUCUUCAUGUUCAGUUCUACUGACAGUCUGCUGCAUGAGAAGGAAGAAGAAGACAUCUAACCCAGAGAACAACCUGAGCUAUUGGAAUAAUGCUAUUACCAUGGACUACUUCAACAGGCAUGCUGUAGAGUUACCAAGAGAGAUCCAGUCACUGGAGACUUCAGAGGACCACCUGUCCGAGCCGCGCUCCCCGGCCAACGGCGACUACCGCGACAGCGGGAUGGUCCUGGUGAACCCCUUCUGUCAGGAAACGCUGUUCGUGGGACACGAGCAAGUCUCUGAAAUAUGACCCCGCAGCUGCCCCCGUACUGCAGCUUCAUCUCUACUGUCUCCAAAUUAUAAAUAAAUAUAUAUAUAUUAUAAAUAUAACCUUUGUGUAACCCUGAAUUACAAGAAAUGUUUUCAGCUUUUCUUUUGUCCCUCACAAUUGUCAGCCCCUUUUUUAUAAGUGUGGUAAAACUUUACAGAACAAACUGUGGCUUUAUAAAAUAAAGGUAUUUCUAAGCAAAACACCUGUCA
Molecule: messenger RNA, 2155 nt
Organism: Catharus ustulatus (Swainson's thrush)
Lineage: Eukaryota; Metazoa; Chordata; Aves; Passeriformes; Turdidae
Gene: TMEM108
Product: transmembrane protein 108
Exons: 4
Coding region: 525-1925 (466 amino acids)
Biological process (GO): postsynaptic density organization; retrograde axonal transport; dendrite extension
Cellular component (GO): early endosome; axon; postsynaptic density
Source: RefSeq, a predicted model, not a curated record